Diaporthe batatas is the source of this 1676-nucleotide messenger RNA. RefSeq names its product succinate--CoA ligase (GDP-forming) subunit alpha. The record is from RefSeq and is a predicted model, not a curated record. Gene Ontology annotation, cellular component: mitochondrion; succinate-CoA ligase complex (ADP-forming). The coding region runs from base 242 to 1243 and encodes 333 amino acids. Gene Ontology annotation, molecular function: succinate-CoA ligase (ADP-forming) activity; succinate-CoA ligase (GDP-forming) activity. NCBI's taxonomy places the organism in Eukaryota, Fungi, Ascomycota, Sordariomycetes, Diaporthales, Diaporthaceae. The transcript is spliced from 5 exons. Gene Ontology annotation, biological process: tricarboxylic acid cycle.
GUUCGGCCAGUGCAGGGGUGAGCGUAACAGGCGAGCUCUGUCCCAUCUGCCAGCAAAGUAGAGUACACUACCGCCCGUGGACCAUACGGAUAGGCCCUGGAAUUUGAAGCUAUCCCCAUCUGCAUCUGCAUCGACAGUCUGUCUCAGCACUGUCCCUCUCUUGCAUCUGAGUUCCGCCUUCUCUCUACCUUCCAUUUCCCCCUCGUAACCCCAUCGCCUCCACGGCUGCGGAUCCUCCAAGAUGCAGGCCUUCACCAGACAACUGCGACCUACCGGGUCAAUCCUGCGCCAGGUCUCCAAGAGGACGUACAGCGCCCAGUCGGGCCCCUACCAGCAGACCAUCGAGAAUCUCAGGAUCAACGGCGACACCAAGGUCAUCUUCCAGGGCUUCACUGGCAAGCAGGGAACAUUCCACGCUGAGCAGGCCAUCGCAUACGGCACAAAGGUCGUCGGUGGCACAAACCCCAAAAAGGCUGGCAGCACACACCUUGACCUUCCCGUCUUCAAGAACGUGUCCGAUGCCGUCAAGGAGACUGGCGCAACCGCCACGGGCAUCUUCGUCCCCCCACCUCUGGCCGCCGGUGGUAUCCAGGAGGCCAUCGAGGCCGAGAUUCCCCUGGUUGUCUGCAUCACGGAAGGCAUUCCCCAGCACGAUAUGGUCCGCAUCACUUCCAUGCUCAAGACGCAAAACAAGACCCGUCUCGUAGGCCCUAACUGCCCUGGUAUCAUCGCCCCCGGCCAGUGCAAGAUUGGCAUUAUGCCCGGCUUCAUCCACAAGCGCGGUCGCAUCGGCAUCGUCUCCCGCUCCGGCACCCUUACCUACGAGGCCGUCAACCAGACCACCCAGGCCGGCCUCGGCCAGAGCCUUGUCGUGGGCAUCGGCGGUGACCCCUUCAGCGGAACCAACUUCAUCGACUGCCUCAAGGUCUUCCUCCAGGAUGAAGAGACGGAUGGUAUCAUCAUGAUUGGCGAGAUCGGUGGUUCGGCCGAGGAGGACGCCGCCGACUUCAUCCGGGCGAACAACACUGUCAACGGCGGCAAGCCCGUGGUUAGCUUCAUCGCCGGUAUCUCUGCGCCUCCCGGACGUCGCAUGGGUCACGCUGGUGCCAUCGUCAGCGGUGGCAAGGGCGGUGCCGACUCGAAGAUCAAGGCGCUUGAGGCUGCUGGUGUGAUCGUGGAGCGCUCGCCCGCUGGCCUGGGCAAGGCCCUCCGUGACGAGUUCGUCAGGCGCGAUCUGCUGUAAAGCGUUCUCCAGAUUGAGAUCUCGACGACUUAAGAUGAGACACCGUGGUAGUUCGCGUGGGUUGGGUUUGUAGUAUAGGGAAUUUUGUGGAAAUGUCCACACGCGCGCGCGCACGAACCUCGCCACCAGGCCUGCAUUCUCUUGUUGAGUAGAAUACGGCGGGUGAGGAGGAUGUGGAGCGAGAGUGCACUCGAGGCACUGGAGAGGCCCGGCUGGGCAUCAGUCAAUGUAGUCAUACCGUGUUUGGCGGUGCGUUGCUUCUUCAUGUUCGGAUUUUCAUAGACUGGGUGGAAGCGGCGUCAAUGGGCAACUCACGCCAUGCCAAUGCAUUUUCUCCUAUGUCCAUGCCGCCUGGGGCGAUACACGAGCGAGCUGCAAUGGUCUUAAGAUUUAAACACGUACUUUACCUGCUCACAUUAGUGAGAGGCCAUGA